Messenger RNA from Dicentrarchus labrax (European seabass), 1398 nucleotides. It is a transcript of the gene kncn, whose product is annotated as kinocilin. The transcript has 5 exons. The record is from RefSeq and is a predicted model, not a curated record. Bases 759 to 1214 code for a protein of 151 amino acids. NCBI's taxonomy places the organism in Eukaryota, Metazoa, Chordata, Actinopteri, Moronidae.
GUGGCUCUAGAGAAAGAAAAAAGGAGUUUACCUGCUGAAAUAUGUCACUGUUUCUCCUCUAAGUAACCUCAAGUAAGUUCAUUUGUUAUCCUAUUCACCAGUGUUUAUCUCGCUUACCCUCUUUUUCCCUCUGUUGCCAUGGAUAUGCUAUUCCUAUGGCAACUGCAGGCCUUUAUGGAUGGCCUCGGGCCCCCACCGUAGAGGACUCUCUGAACCUUUCAUUACACAUUCCCUUCAAACUCACAGACAAAUCACACAAGUAGCACAUACUCCAACUCUGUCUCUCCAACUGUCUCCCUUUCUUCCUCUCUCUGCCUUCCCCCCUUCUCUCUUUGUGUCUCUGUGCUGCUCUGCACUGUUGUGUCUCACUUUUAACUUCUUGACACACUGCAUGUGUCCAAGACAACCACACAGCUGUUUGUUGUUUUAGUGUACAUUUCUCCUAAAUUACUUCACUGCAUACGUGAUACUAGACGCCAGUGCUGGGAGGAAGAGGGCUAUGAUCAGAUUUGUAGCACGCGUAUCGCUGUCAUAAGAGUCAGCGCCCCCAAGCUUUCUAAUUUUCUGGUGGCAAUGGAAACCAGAGCUCCAUCUUUAAAGAUGCAUGAGAUGUCUUGAGCAACGGAGAAUAGAGAUGGAGAGCUCUGGCAGAGAAAGUGUUUCUGUGUCAGAGAGAGUGAAAGAAAGGGAGGGGUGAGGCUCGUGCAGAUGACAGUAAAGUUGCCAGUGGCAGUGAGGGCCCGAGUUCCACUUGCUGAAUGAACCCCGUCAGCAUCGGGGAGUACCAUGGACUACGCGUGGGCUCAGCCCUGCUCAGCAUUGUGGCGGGCUGCAUCAUCAUUGGGGUGUCCAGGGAGUGCGAUGCUGAUGCUGUAGGAGGUAUCUUCCUGGGAGCGGGGGGCCUCGGCCUGCUCAUAUCAAUCUACCCCUUCAUAAAAGCCUGGCUGAACAUCAACCAUAUUCUUCCAUCCUUUGGAAAUUUCCGAGUGCACCCCACACCUGCCAAUCCUGCUCCCGAUCAACCUGUAGAGACACUAAGAAGAGAAGGGACUCAGAGUCAACUAAAUCUGGAACGUUCAAAGAGUCGAAUGGGAACCUUUGUGGAGGGUGGACCAACGGAGACCAACCCAGACGAGGGGACAUCUACAGACAUGCCAGACGUCUUAUCUAGACGGAAACUCAAGCAGUUGCCUACUGAUCAAGACCUGCCUUGACGUCAUCACAUGACCUGACUGACCAAUUCAACUGAUCUUCUUCAUGAGGUUUCUUUCAAACGUGAAACAAAAGACGCUGAAUUGAAUCUUUCUGAUUCAUUCUUUUUUUCUGUAUAAUUGUUGUAUCUGCUGAACUCACCUCAUAAUGUUCUACUAAUGUAGUCUAAUAAACAUCUCAAAAGAU